This is a messenger RNA of Thrips palmi, 2829 nucleotides long. RefSeq names its product protein phosphatase 1 regulatory subunit 21. Lineage: Eukaryota; Metazoa; Arthropoda; Insecta; Thysanoptera; Thripidae. Bases 239 to 2473 code for a protein of 744 amino acids. The record is from RefSeq and is a predicted model, not a curated record. Gene Ontology annotation, cellular component: early endosome; membrane. The transcript is spliced from 18 exons.
ACCCCUCCCCACUUCCGCCCGCCCGUUGGUUGACACCCACAUCCACAAUUCAAUGAAACAUAACCCAACUACCAGUGCGAGUACCAAACUAAAUACUCGUUUAAACUGUAUCUAAACCUAGUACACUCCCUCGCAUCGAGAAAUGUCGUGGAGAUUCUACAGAGCUUCCAUUUAAGAGUUUGGACACCACUGCAAAUUUCCUACUUGAGAAAGUUCGUUUUAUGAUAACUGUAUAGUCAUGGACGGCAUUGGCGGUGACUUACAAACCAAGUAUCAAAAGGUUGCAUCUGAAUAUUCAAAGGUGCGUGCUCAAGUUGCUGUUCUAAAGAAGGCAGUUUUAGAUGAACAAACGAAAAAUUCAGACCUCCGGGAUAUGUUGAAAGAGAGAGAGCAGAGCUUACGGAAAGCUGAGCAAGAAAUGGAUAGCCUCUCAUUCCGAAAUCAGCAACUUACUAAGCGAGUGACUGUGCUCCAAGAUGAAUUGGAUUCUAUGAGCAAGGCCAAGAAGAGCAAAACCAAACAGCCAGCAACAAACAGUGCGUGCAGCAAUGAGGUGAUGGGAGAAGAACUACAUAAGUCUAUCACCGAGAAUGCAAAAUUACUUUCCUUGUUACAUGACAAGGAGGAAUCCCACAGUCAAGACAUAGAACAUCUGAAUCAAAGAAUUGAACAGCUAGAACAUGAAUUACGAACUCAACAAGAACAACAUAAGAGAGCAGUAUCUAAGCUUGAAAUGGAAAAGGCUUCUGCUCUAGGUGCUGCCAGUUUACCUGCGCCUGCUGGGACACCAUCCUAUUCCGUGAGCAAUCGACUGGAUCAGAGAGUGGAGGCCCUCCAGAAAUCAAACGUUGAAUUAACAGCUCAUGCAAGAGAGAUGAACUCUCAGAGGCUUCAACUUACAUCUCAAUUAGAGGAUGCAACAAGGAUCAUUCGGACUCACCUUCCAUUUGUCGAUUCAAGUGAUAGAGAUCUCAAUGAGCUCAAUGUCCCUCAUCAUGACCGAAGUCAACAGGCUCACGUGCUUCGUAUUGUCAAUCAGGCUGGCAGUUAUCUUGAGGAGUUGGCUGGUGCUCUUGAAAAGUAUCAUUCUCAUGUGCGAAAUCGACUAUUACUUGUUCAUUCAUCUCUCAGUCCUUUAAAUUCAAAGUUUUCAGAACACCUGCAAGACAGUGGUAGGCAACUGCACCACUUAAGGCAAGGGUAUUCCGACUUCCAGCAAGGCCUUGAAUGUGACAGCUGGACUCUUGAUACUGCACCCUCUCUGUCAGCAUUUAGUGGUCCUCUCCGCUCAUACAGUGCCUACCUUCAAAAGCUGCAGCCAUACUGUCAACUAAGUGUUGAGGAGGAAUGCAUUCUAUUUGGAGCAUCUGAGGAAAUUCUAACAGCAAGUCGAGAUGUUGUUUCAUGCUCUGCUUAUCUUUCUGUUCAAGUGUCAAAGAUCUGUGGCUAUGUGCACCUUUUAGCGGGUCAGAAUAGACGGCACUCUCAGCAUCCCGUACAGUCUCAGCAGCGUUUUAUGAAAGAACUAGUUCAAGCAUUAAAAGUUUUCCAUCAGGCUGUCCAAGAGCUGCUGUGCUCCUACACUGUAAAAUUUGCCCUGGAGAGGGAAAGUGGCAAUGCAAUGAUUUCAACUGCUCAAGAAGAUGCAGAUGGUAUUUUGAGUACUUUAGCUUCUGCUGUUAUUUCUUCUGGGAAGAUUGUGGAGGUUUUGGAUGGUUAUCAGAUGUCGCUUAGUGGGUCUUCACUGAAUGGCAAACAAGUGCAUCCAACUGUUACAGCUUUCCGCAAACGAGCAGCAAACUAUUUGUCAUCUCUGGAACAGGACGAGCCUCCAUCCAUUCCGUAUGAGGAUGCUCUGAAUGUUCAAGUUGAAGUCCGAAGUAAGACAGCAAGUUUGAAAGCACUAAUGUCACAGUUGCAAAACAUGCAAGAAUUAGCUGCACAGGUUGAACAGGACCGUGAGCAUUGGAAGGAGGAAUAUCAUUUGCUUCAUUUGCAUCACGAACCACAUGAGAGUAACAAGAAAAAUUUGGUCAGUACAUCCACAUCAGAAAACAAUGAUGGCGAGUCUGCAGUUUCUGUUGUGACAAAUUUGCUGGGAAAACACACUACUCCUUUCAUUACUCCCGCGGAAAUUGAAGCUAGGGAGGAACAGGUAAAAAAUUAUUUCCGCACACGGCUUUAUGAACAUGUUGCUCGUUGGCAAACUUCUGAAGCCAAAGCCACUACAUACAUGUCAGAGUGUGCUGUGCUCAAAACCCGACUUGAAGAUGCUGUGGAAAGUCGGAAAGCCUGUGAAGAGAGAGCAUCUAAACUGUCUGAAGAAUUGGCAUCCACCACACAAACCUUUGACUCACAGUUAGCAGUCAUGACAGAGCAUCUGGCCAAUAUGAAUGAAAAGCUUGCUCUUCAGAAGGACACAAUUGACCAUCUGAAAUUCCAAUCAAAGACAAAAAAGGGGAAGCAAAAAUAGAUAUAAUCAGGUAUGAAAGGUACCUGUGUGCUGCAUAUAUUUGAGUCAGGGGCAUGUCUGCCUCAUGCCUUUAUCAUUUUUGGGAAAUCAAUGGUUCUGAAUGGAAUACCUCAGAAUUUAUCCUUACUUAUCAGAAUACAUUUGAGAAUUCCCCUGUAAUUCAGUAAUGUGAUAUAGAUUGUGAGAUAGUAUAUUUUUAUUAUGUGUAUCAGUUUUGUUUAUGUCUUUAUUAUGAAAAAUAUUGUUUUUGUACAAUCAAUUUUGCUACUGUUGUGAUGGUAAGCUAUGUAAUCUGUUUAUUUAGUCAUUGUUAAUUAAAAGAACUGUCAUAUUUACAUUGGCAGAAAAUCACAUUA